Lachancea lanzarotensis is the source of this 1845-nucleotide messenger RNA. It is a transcript of the gene ECM38, whose product is annotated as LALA0S07e01002g1_1. Gene Ontology annotation, biological process: glutathione catabolic process. NCBI's taxonomy places the organism in Eukaryota, Fungi, Ascomycota, Saccharomycetes, Saccharomycetales, Saccharomycetaceae. Bases 1 to 1845 code for a protein of 614 amino acids. The transcript has a single exon. Gene Ontology annotation, cellular component: fungal-type vacuole; plasma membrane. Gene Ontology annotation, molecular function: glutathione gamma-glutamate hydrolase. The record is from RefSeq and is a predicted model, not a curated record.
AUGGUAAUUCUGUUACCAAUAUGGUGGACUUUACUGCUUGGAGGUUUUACUUCUGCAAUGCAGCAUUGUUUCAUCUCCGAAUCCGAUCAUAAUAUAGACAUUAAGCCACUUCCCAGGAAUCCCACGCUUAAUCCCAACUCCUCCGAGGUCUUGAGAAUCGGUAAGUCUGGUGCAAUUAGCUCAGACUCAGAAACAUGUAAUCAGAUGGCAGUCGAACAGGUUCUGCAAAAAUUUGAGGACGCCAACGCCGCAGACGCUGCAGUGACAGUGGCACUGUGUCUCGGAAUGACGAAUUUCUUCUCUAGCGGAGCGGGCGGUGGAGGUUACGCUGUUUUUGUCGGCGGAAACAACAAAGAGACGGAAAUAGAUUCGAGUCCUCUCUUUUUCGAUUUUCGAGAGCAGGCUCCACAAUUGGCCCACAAAGACAUGUUUGAACACAAUCCAAAUGCUUCACAAGUCGGAGGCCUGGCUGUUGCAGUUCCUGGUGAGCUGCAAGGGCUGUAUGAACUGUAUGUACAGCGAGGCAGUGGUAGUGUCGAAUGGAAGGAUUUGAUAGAACCGGUUGUUGAAAUUGGGCUUAAAGGCUGGCCCGUAAAUGAGAUCCUGGAAGCUGUCCUAGAGAUGUACGAGCCUUACUUCAUUGAACAUAAAAGCGACUGGAGUUUUGUUUUGAACCCGGCGAAAAAUAGGACAUUGCGUUACGGUGAAACCAUCAAAAGAACUGCUUUCGCUCAUACUUUGCAGGAACUCGCUAAUAAUGGAUCUGCUGCUCCAUUUUACGACACUAAUCACUGGAUCGCAAAAUCAAUUGUCGCAAAGGUGCAAGAGGAGGGUGGAAUUCUAGCGGAUCAGGACCUAACCAAUUACCAUAUCAAUGUUUCUAGACCCUUAUCGAGCAAGAUUCGUGCCGGAUGGUCUAACAUUCCCAACAAUGACCUUGAAGUCUUCACAAGUGGUGGGUCAAGCUCUGGUGCCGCUUUACUGUCUGCGCUCAAAAUUUUGGACCAUUUUCCCAGCCUAAAAGGUGGGGACUACAAUACAGAGCAAGCGUACAUCUUGGUAGAAUGCAUGAAGUACAUGUCCAGUGCUAGAAGUCGCUUGGGAGAUUAUUCGUCUCAGGGUAAGAUACCAGAACGCAUUACUAGGGUUUUGGAAACUAAUUGGACCGAAGCAGCUGUUGCGAACAUCCAGGCCAACUUUAAAAAUCUCAGAACGAUGGCCAACUGGACCGAUUACGACCCGCUUUAUGAGUUGACAGAACCGCAUGGCACGACUCAUUUCAGCGUGGUUGACAAAUUUAACAACGCAGUAUCGCUCACUUCCACGAUCAACUUACUUUUCGGGUCUCUAGUGCACGACCCCGCCACCGGUAUUUUGCUCAACAACCAGAUGGACGAUUUUUCACAACCUUAUAGGUCCAAUGCAUUUGGUCUCGCGCCAUCGUUGUACAAUUUUGCUGAGCCCGGAAAAAGACCGUUGUCGUCUUCGUCGCCUGUUGUGGUAUUGAACGAGCUGGGCAAGCCCGAUCUGGUCAUUGGUGCGUCUGGAGGAUCUCGGAUCACUCCGAGCAUCUUUCACAUAAUGGCCAGAUUAUAUUGGUAUGACAUGCCUCUUCUGGAGUCCAUAGCAUAUCCUAGGGUCCAUCAUCAAUUGCUGCCAGACCAACUCGAAGUUGAGAGUUUCAAACUGCUCGGAAAGAGCACUAUUCAGUCGCUGCGCGAUAUGGGUCAUAAGGUGAUUGAACAACCUCCCAAGAGUGUCGUAAAUGCCAUCAAACGUGACAUCGGAGAAUGGCAUGCUGUAAGUGAUUUUUGGCGUAAGAGAGGCAUUUCGGUAGCGUAUUAG